ACCAAAACACACCGGAGUCGUUCAGUUGCCAACGGGAAAGGGCUAGGCUCUGCUCCCUCUUUUGUCAUGGGCGACAUCCAGAACCUCUCAUCGUUUGAUCCCUUCGCCGACUCGCAGGAGGAGCGCCGCGACCAAACCAAGGUCCAUGUCCGGGUGCAGCAGCGCAGCGGGCGCAAGUGUAUCACGACGGUGCAGGGGCUGGCGGACGACCUCGACCUGAAGCGCAUCCUCAAGGCCUUUAAAAAGAACUUCAGCUGUAACGGCGCGAUCGUGAGCGAUACGGAGGGCGGCGAGAUCGUGCAAAUGUCGGGAGACCAACGGACAAACAUCCACGAGUUCCUUGUUGACCAGCAGAUAUGUGUUGCAAGUCAGGUGGUGCUGCACGGAUUUUAAGUCAUCAAACACAUCACAGGUUCCGCCGCUACUACUGCGGUGGUCGUGGUGGGUUUGACGUCGUCGUCGUCCGCACCUUUUCUUAGGAGGAGGACAAAUAUAGGAGGCGAUCUACCACGUCUCCAGGGACGGAAGAGCAAGACAUCUCCGGAGACUGGAAGCUGCUGCGGGCGACGAUCGGCGGCAAUACCAGUGGCGGCAGUCUCAGCAGCAAGCAGGUCACCGCGGCGGAGGCCGGGGUGGUGCUGCUGCUGGGGUACGGCAAGCUUUCGCGAGUGUUUUUUUGGACGACGCGUGCGCUCUGGUGUUGUUGUGCGCCGCUUUUUUCCCCCUGCAACUAUAUUUUUUUGGCGUGGUACCUUCGGUGUACCUCAAACGCUGUUGCUUGUUCAUGCCGGGGGUCCAUUCCGGUAGGGGGGUCUGUUUCUUUUGCAUGGGAUAUAGGCCCGGUUCGAUGGUUGUAGGGCAGGAGAACCUCAAGUAAAUAUGGCCAGCCAGAGGGAUUGGAGCCUAGAAUAGACCUCCCCGCCUUGCCCGCCGAUCGCUGCACACAGCAGUACGUGAGGGAAAAGGGGACGGGGCGCUGAUGUUCGAAGGAUGGAAUCGGUCGAGUCGAAGAGGCGAGGGUUCCUUAUCACCGUGCAAAGAGAUGUUGGCACGAGCAGCAAGCAAGGGACGGGGCGGGUUGUACUGGUCUGGGGAUUGAUGCUCGAUCUCUUGAUCUCUUGUCGUACUCUUCGAUGCUGCAUUCCAAGACGUUGAGAGGCUUGUCUAGUGUCCACGAAUGAUGAACGAAUGGCUGAAACUACUUGGCAUUUUGUACGGAAGCGGGCGCGGAGACUAAAAGUAGUGUGUUUCGUUCGAUUGACGUACUUGUAGGUGUCUUUGGUUGUUGCACUGACCCUCCGCAAGCGUAGAGGCGCCUAACUUUACCGCGCAUGGCAAUGAGAGUGCCCCCGGGCAGCACACACUUCGUUCGUGCGCGUACACUGCUCAUCCACGAACGCGAUCAAAGUACAUUUGGGUGUGUAGCCCUAGACUCGGGGACGUGAUUACCCCCAGCCAGCCAGUGCUGUACGUUGUCAUGAUGGUGCCGGGUUUCACAAUACAAAGCACCCAUUGCAAGAU
Molecule: messenger RNA, 1521 nt
Organism: Ectocarpus siliculosus
Lineage: Eukaryota; Phaeophyceae; Ectocarpales; Ectocarpaceae
Source: the annotation of a GenBank genome assembly